AUGGAAUCAACAGCUUAACAAUAAACUGAAGAGAUAAAGACAGAAGAAACAAAGCAAGUUACUGAAAAACUUCAAUACAAGACUACAAGAGACUAUUUUGAAGACUCUUAUAAGUUUGUGUCUAAAGGUACACUUCUAGAUCUUUGGUUGACAGAUAAAGGGGAUGAGCAUGUUUUAGUUUUAGAUAGAACAAUUUUCCACCCUUAAGGAGGUGGUUAACCCUCAGAUGAAGGUUUCAUUACAUCAGUUGAUGGAAAAGUUAAGUUUAUCAUUAAGAAUCUAUAGCAUAAAGAUGAUGCUAUUCUUCACAUUGGAACUUAUGAGCAGGAUGGAGAAGUAUUCGAAAGGGGUUAAGAGCUACUUCUAAAUGUUGAUGAAUUAAAGCGCAGAGCAUACGCUAGAUAUCAUUCAGCUGGGCAUUUAUUAGAUGUUGCUAUGCAAAGAGCAGGCCAAACCCAGCUCAAACCAGGAAAAGGCUAUCAUUUUACAUCAGGAGCUUACGUUGAAUAUAUUGGAAAUGUCGAUAAUUCAGUCAAAGAUAAAUUAGUCAAGGAGCUAACAAUAGUUGCUAAUUAAAUUAUCCAAGAGUAACAAGGAGUUGAGAAGGGUGUAUGGUCCAAGAAUUGCACUUAUGAGGAAGCUGGUGAAGCACUUAAAGAAGGCGUUCCUUCAUACAUUCCAAAAGGACAAGACUUAAGAGUAAUUAAAUUAACUGACGAGGAUUCAGGAUGCCCUUGUGGAGGGACUCAUGUAAAGCAUGUUACGGACAUUGUGGAGAUUGAGAUCACAAAAAUUAUUAAGAAAGGUAAAAAUACAAGGGUCUCAUAUACUCUUAAAGAUAAGUCAAGUUGA
Molecule: messenger RNA, 852 nt
Organism: Stylonychia lemnae
Lineage: Eukaryota; Ciliophora; Spirotrichea; Sporadotrichida; Oxytrichidae
Source: the annotation of a GenBank genome assembly